AUGGUAGCAGCUAAUAUGAGUGGCACAGAGAAAAAGAAAUUGCUCAUUAUUGGAAAGUCACAAAAACGAAGAUGUUUUAGAAGUGUCAAAUCAUUACCUGUCGAUUAUGCUAACAAUCGUAAAGCUUGGAUGACGUCAGAACUUCUUGAAAAAUGGCUUCGUGAUUGGGAUCGUGAUUUGGUGAAGAAGAAGAAAAAGAUUCUAUUGCUGGUUGAUAAUUGCCCGGCGCAUCCAAAUGUUACUGAUUUAAAGUCUAUAACACUUGCUUUCCUUCCGCCGAAUAAAACAUCAGUACUACAGCCAAUGGAUCAGGGAAUAAUACGAUCACUCAAACCGAAUUUUAGGAAGAACCUUGUGCUCAAAAUGAUUAACUGUCUUGAUGCUAAUGAAAACAACUCUUCUACAAAAAUAACGGUACUAGAUGCAAUUCUGAUGGUUAAUGAUGCCUGGAAUAAAAUGUCACAAAGUACCAUUCGUAACUGUUUCAAACAUGCAGGAUUCAUUGAAAGCCACGACGGUUUACCUAUUCAAAUAUCAGAACUUGAAUUCGAUGAAGAAAAUGACAUUCCUUUAUCUUUGUGGUCACGAAAACUAAAUUCAGAUUCUUUAGCAGCACCGGAAAUGUGGGAAGAUUAUGUUGACGUCGGUAGCGCUCUCCUCACAUCCGAAGAACCCACCGAUGAAAAUAUCGUACAGAACAUUAGUGCUAAGAAACAACUCGAAAGUGAUGGGGAAGAGGAAGUCGAGGAAGAACCAUUACCUACCGCAGAAGAAGCAUUAAAAGCUGCAGAAUUAUUAUCAAGAUUUGUUCACAGCAAUAUUGAAAAUGAUAAUUUGACCAUAGCUAUGUCUUCUAUACACAAUAGUAUUAGAGACUGUUUUUACAAUAAAAUGAAAAAACAAAAGCAGACAAAAAUUACAGAUUACUUACAGUAAAAAAUACACUUGUAUGCGUUAUAAUGUGCUGAUUAUGUGCAAUUUUGAUUUGAAUUUAAUAUGUAUGUAUACAUAUUUAAUUACUAUGUUUCUGUUUUAAAAUACUUAAGUACCUACAUAUUUACAUAAAAAUAGUUUUUCAUAUCAUAAAACGCUUUUUAUGACGUCCGCUUAUUAUGACGUGUUUGUCAAUUCCUUUCGAUGUCAUAAUAAACGGAUUGUACUGUAUUUUCUUUCCUAUUGUAAUUGCAUAUUUCUGUUAUCCUAUCAUUUCAAAAUGUUGCCUAUUAGGUAAUGGCGUUAUUAGUAUUAGAUCUGCUUUAACGAGUGUAAUUGGUAUUUUUAUAACUAAAAGUAAUGCGUCAUCUUUAUAUGAAAGGAGCCAUGUCUCUACGUGUUUUAAUUUAAAAAGCUAUACUUCCAUACAAACUGAACACAUAGUUACUAUUAUAACAGAAAUGCACCUGUGAAGGGUAUUUAGCUUCGGUGCAACCGAAGUUAACGUUUUUUCUUGUUUUGUGGAUUGUGUGUAUUUGUAUACACGAAGGUAAGUUUUAAAGGCAAAGAAUAAUAAUUUAUUUGGUUAUAUACAAUAUAUAUAUUGGUUGUCAAAAAAGUCUUGCGGUAUUUUCGGUAGUUGGCGCUGAAAGCGCGUAGUUCUAGUUUUAUUCGUCGCAUCGGGUCAUGCUAUACCUUUUUGGAAAGCUCAUUUCACGCGCUAACACGUGUUUGAUUGAUUGUCGUUUCUGAGUUCGUGAAUUAUAGCGUUAGUGAGUUAUAGCGUCGCAAACAUGGAGCAAAAUAAAUAGAAAAUACGGCAUAUUUUACAGUACUACUACGAUAAAGGCAAAAAUGCAUCUCAACCCGCCAAUAAAAUUUGUGCAGUUUAUGGACCCGAUAAAGUUUCCAUUUCCACCGCACAACGAUGGUUUCAACGUUUCCGUUCUGGUGUAGAGGUGGUCGAAGAUGCGCCAUGCUCCGGAAGGCCUGUCGUCGAAAAUUGCGAUAAAAUCGCUGAAUUGGUCGAAAGAGACCGGCAUAGUAGUCAUCAAAUCAUUAUAAACCAUUUGAAGAAGCUUGGAGUCACCAAGAAGCUUGAUGUAUGUACGAAUUGAUUCAAUAAAAAUACCGCAAGACUUUUUUGACAACCCAAUAUAUACAUAUGUACGUAUAUGAUGUUAUUUCCCGUAUUGUUUUGCGAUUAUAUCGGUAAUUAAAUUUACCGCUGAGCCCUAGACUUAAAGGUCUCCAUUGAAUAUCUAAUUUUUAAUGCUGCAAAAUUUUCUUUUUAUUGCUAGUAAUGAUUAUAAAAGUAUAGUUACAUUGUUGUUUCUAUUUUAUUUUGUUCAUGUUUUGGACUUGACAUUGGACCAAUUAUGGUAUUUGUUUUUUUUUGUGUUUUCCUCAU
Molecule: messenger RNA, 2344 nt
Organism: Bactrocera dorsalis (oriental fruit fly)
Lineage: Eukaryota; Metazoa; Arthropoda; Insecta; Diptera; Tephritidae
Product: tigger transposable element-derived protein 4-like
Exons: 1
Coding region: 1-936 (311 amino acids)
Cellular component (GO): nucleus
Molecular function (GO): DNA binding
Source: RefSeq, a predicted model, not a curated record